Elephantulus edwardii (Cape elephant shrew) is the source of this 1176-nucleotide messenger RNA. RefSeq names its product neutrophil cytosolic factor 1 (gene NCF1). The coding region runs from base 1 to 1176 and encodes 391 amino acids. Gene Ontology annotation, biological process: respiratory burst; superoxide anion generation. The transcript is spliced from 11 exons. Gene Ontology annotation, molecular function: superoxide-generating NADPH oxidase activator activity; protein binding; phosphatidylinositol binding. Gene Ontology annotation, cellular component: NADPH oxidase complex; cytoplasm. Lineage: Eukaryota; Metazoa; Chordata; Mammalia; Macroscelidea; Macroscelididae. The record is from RefSeq and is a predicted model, not a curated record.
AUGGGAGAACCUUUCAUCCGCCACAUCGCCCUCCUGGGCUUCGAGAAGCGAUUUGUGCCCAGCCAGCAUUACGUGUACAUGUUCCUGGUGAAAUGGCAGGACCUGUCGGAGAAGGUGGUGUACCGGAAAUUCACAGAGAUUUACGAGUUCCACAAAAUGUUAAAGGAAAUGUUCCCCAUUGAGGCAGGGGACAUCAACCCCGAGAACAGGAUCAUUCCCCACCUGCCAGCACCACGCUGGUUUGAUGGACAGCGGACUGCCGAGAGCCGCCAGGGGACGCUGACCGAGUACUUCGCGGCUCUCAUGGCGCUGCCCACCAAGAUCUCCCGCUGCCCGCACCUCCUCAGCUUCUUCAAGGUGCGGCCUGAUGACCUCAAGCUGCCCAGCGAUAGCCAAUCGAAGAAGCCAGAGACCUACCUGAUGCCCAAGGAUGGCAAAGCUAAUAUAGCCGACAUCACGGGGCCCAUCAUCCUGCAGACAUAUCGCGCUAUUGCUGACUAUGAGAAGACUUCAGCCUCAGAGAUGGCCCUGGCCUUGGGCGAUGUAGUGGACGUGGUGGAAAAGAGUGAAAGCGGCUGGUGGUUCUGCCAGAUGAAGACAAAGCGUGGCUGGGUGCCGGCAUCCUACCUGGAGCCGCUGGACAGUCCUGACGAGGCCGAGGACCCGGAGCCCAACUAUGCAGGCGAGCCCUACAUUACCAUCAAGGCCUACACUGCGGUGGAAGAGGAUGAGGUGUCCCUGGGUGAGGGCGAGACCAUCGAGGUCAUUCAUAAGCUCCUGGAUGGCUGGUGGGUUAUCAGGAAAGAGGACAUCACAGGCUAUUUCCCAUCCAUGUACUUGGAAAAAUCGGGGCAGGACCUGUCCCUGGCCCAACGCCAAAUCAAGAGCCGAGGGGCGCCGCCUCGCAGGUCGUCCAUCCGCAAUGCGCACAGCAUCCACCAGCGAUCGCGGAGGCGCCUCAGCCAGGACACCUAUCGCCGCAACAGCGUCCGCUUCAUGCAGCAGCGCCGCCGCCCAGGACGACCGGGACCGCAGAGCGCGGGGCCCAGCCUGCAGGAGCAACCACAGGCCGAGCGGUCGAAGCCGCAGCCGGCGGUGCCCCCACGGCCGAGCGCUGACCUCAUCCUGCACCGCUGCAGCGAGAGCACCAAGCGGAAGCUGGCAUCCGCGGUCUGA